UCAGCAGAUAAAUAUAUGACUUGAAGCAAGCAAGCAAAGCUAGGGCAGAACUCCUUUCCCUUUUGCUUUAUUUAUAAAUAACCCUUCCCCCCUUCCAUUUUCUGCGUCUUCCCCUAUUCACUUCUCACAGCACGAGACAAAGGGCAAACAUACCCCUUCCCCCCAGAAGAAAAAUAAAAAAAAGGGGUGAAGACGAUGAUGUUCCCGGGCCAAUCGAGCGAGGACUCCCCCGGGCAGAGGAAAAUCGGAAGAGGGAAGAUCGAGAUCAAGCGGAUCGAGAACACGACUAAUCGCCAGGUCACCUUCUGCAAGCGGAGGAACGGUCUGCUCAAGAAAGCCUACGAGUUGUCCGUGCUUUGUGACGCCGAGAUCGCCCUCAUCGUCUUCUCGAGCCGAGGCCGUCUCUAUGAGUAUGCUAACCACAGGUCGAGGUCGACUAGGGUUGGCUUGAUCAGCGUCAAGGCAACCAUAGAGAGGUACAAGAAAGCUUGUUCAGAUUCUAGUACUGGGUCUGUUGCAGAAAUUAAUGCUCAGUACUACCAGCAAGAAGCUUCGAAGCUUAGAGCCCAAAUUGGGAAUUUACUGAAUGCCAACAGGCAAAUGCUGGGUGAGAAUGUGAGCGCAAUGUGUAUGAAGGAUAUGAGAAACACAGAGAAUAAGUUGGAGACGAGCCUCAAAAAGAUUCGAUGCAAGAAGAAUGAGCUUCUAUUUGCGGAGAUCGAGUAUAUGCAGAAACGGGAGAUGGAACUGCACAACAGUAACCAGUUUCUCCGGGCAAAGAUUGCUCAGAACGAGAGAAGUUGCCAGCAGGACAUGAAUUUGAUGCCGGGAGGUGGAGGAGGAGCGAAUUACGAUAUUGGGCAGCCUCAGCCUUCUCAGCCUCCAGCCCAGCCUUACGAAAACAGAAACUACUUCCAAACGAACGCUUUGCAGCCAAAUCAUAGUUACCCUCGCCAAGACCAGAUGGCCCUCCAGCUAGUUUAAAAAGUAAUGCUACCAGUUUGGCCUUUCUGAUGAUCGCGAUUUCGUUUGGGAUCUUAUCAAACAAGCAGCUUCGAGUGCCGGUUGAAUCCAACAUGUAUUGGUCAAAUUUUAUUAUGUUAAGAAGCAGGGAAAGCACUUCUAGAACAAGAUGGGCAAUUUGUAUUCCACUCUCGACUGAAUUGCAGUGCUCUAGUGUGUAAUGUGUUUGUGUUUGAAUAAUUUUGCACACUUAAUGAAAUAUGUACUGAGAUAUGAUCUACCGAGCUUAGUAGAAUAUUCUUGUUCGUA
Messenger RNA from Punica granatum (pomegranate), 1272 nucleotides. The record is from RefSeq and is a predicted model, not a curated record. NCBI's taxonomy places the organism in Eukaryota, Viridiplantae, Streptophyta, Magnoliopsida, Myrtales, Lythraceae.